CGCGCUCUCUAUGGUGCUGCGGAAGACAUGUGGCGCCUCCCGGGACUCCUGGGCCGGGCUCUUCAACGGCUGCCAGGACCUGGCCUCCGGAAGUUGAACCCCAGGUCUACAAGCCCAGAUGGGCCUCAGACUACCUCCUCCAACCUGCUGGUCCCUGUGCCCCGCCUUGAUAGCUCCGGCCCUCAUGGCCCAGGCCCAGGCACAAGCAAGGGCCCAAGGACCCAUGGGUGGAAGGAUGCCUUCCAGUGGAUAUCUACCCGUGUCUCCCCGAACACCCUGUGGGAUGCCUUAUCAUGGGGCACUCUGGCUGUGCUGGCCCUGCAGCUGGCGAGGCAGAUCCACUUCCAGGCUUCCUUGCCAGGAGUGCCUCCACGAGCGGAGCUCUGCUCUUGGCACAGUUCCCUGGAUCAUUUCCUCUCAUCUCCCUUGUGGCACCCGUGCUGCUCCUCACUGCGGAGGCAUGUUCUUCCCAGCCCUCAGGGCCCGACCCACAGGCACACUGGCCUCAACAAACCCAGGCUGGGCCAAGAAGGGCCCUCAGCUCAGCCCAGGAAAAUCUUUUCACACAGAAUCUUGAGGGCCUCCUGUGUUCAAGAUUCCUCUGAGGAAGGUCCCAGUGAUACUGGCUUCCUGCAUGCCAGCAGUAGCUUUGAGUCCAAGGCAAAGCCAGCCCAGACUCAGACAACUGGAGAAAAGCAGGAACAAGAUAAAUCAAAAACUCUUUCCCUUGAGGAGGCAGUGACUUCUGUUGAGCAGCUCUUCCAGCUCAGUGUUUCCAUCGCUUUCAACUUCCUGGGGACUGAGAACAUGAGGAAUGGGGACUGCUCGGCAGCCUUUUCUUACUUCCAAAAAGCUGCAGACCGUGGCUACAGCAAAGCACAGUACAACAUGGGCUUGUGUCAUGAGCAUGGUAGAGGCACCCCCCGAGACCUCAGCAAGGCAAUCUGUUAUUACCAGCUGGCUGCCAGCCAGGGCCACAGCCUUGCUCAGUACCGCUAUGCCAGGUGCCUACUGCAAGACCCUGUCUCCUUGGUGGUUGCUGAGCAGCAGAGGGCCAUGUCCAUGCUGAAGCAGGCUGCAGACUCAGGCUUGAGAGAGGCCCAAGCUUUCCUCGGUGUGCUUUUCACCAAGGAGCCGUACCUGGAUGAACAGAGAGCUGUGAAAUACCUUUGGCUUGCAGCCAACAAUGGGGACUCACAGAGCAGGUACCACUUAGGAAUCUGCUAUGAGAAGGGCCUUGGUGUGCAGAGAGAUCUAGGAGAGGCCGUGAAAUGUUACCAGCAGUCGGCAGCUCUGGGGAAUGAGCCUGCUCAGGAGAGGCUGCAGACCCUCUUCUCCAUGGAGGCAGCAGCCUUCAGGCCCAGUGACCUGGCAGUUACAGGAUUGAAGUCCUUCUCCAGUCCCUCCCUCGGCAGCCUGAACACCCUGCUGGCAGGAGCCUCCUGUCUCCCACACGCCUGGAGCACAGGGAACCUUAGGCUCCUCUACAGAAGUGGGCAUCUCAGACCCAACCCUGGUGCCAACAGCAAUGGUAUCCCACCACAUUCUCACUCCUUGGAAAGGAGUCUUGUAAGACUAGGUUUUGGCUAA
Orycteropus afer afer is the source of this 1590-nucleotide messenger RNA. It is a transcript of the gene DELE1, whose product is annotated as DAP3 binding cell death enhancer 1. Gene Ontology annotation, molecular function: protein binding. NCBI's taxonomy places the organism in Eukaryota, Metazoa, Chordata, Mammalia, Tubulidentata, Orycteropodidae. The record is from RefSeq and is a predicted model, not a curated record.